AUGAAUUCAUCAUAAAGAAGAGAUGGAGUUUUCUCAUUCAAUAUGCUAAAUCCUUAAUUGAGUUACAAAGUUGAUUCUAAAUGGAGAAAGGAUGUUUUAAAAGAUGUCAAUAUCUAUGUUUCUGAUAAAAAAGAUAAUAUCAAUUUGGAUCUUCCAGAAUCAAUACCUAAAUUAGAAAAGGAUAGAGAAUGGAGUGAUUAUGGUAUUCAAGAAUUAUUAGGUAAAUUCAUUGAUGGCAAUAAAAAAUGA
Molecule: messenger RNA, 249 nt
Organism: Paramecium pentaurelia
Lineage: Eukaryota; Ciliophora; Oligohymenophorea; Peniculida; Parameciidae
Source: the annotation of a GenBank genome assembly